GUGAUUGACUUGUCUUUCUUUUUGUUUUCUUUUGAUGCACUUGUAGUCUAUGGUGAUUAGGAUGGGAUGGUUUUGUUUCUUUUGUUGUCUCUUUGGUGGUUUCCCGUUUUUGGGAUUAACCGGUCCAGUUGAUAAUUUUCAGGCAUUUGAACGGGAGUAUGAUUCUCCAUCCCAGAGGGCUGUGGCUCAGUUUGUUCCAGGGUCUUCAAAAUCAAUGCUCUUUAUGCCUGCUGAAGGUGUUCCUUUUUUUGCAACUCCUUUUCCAAAAAGCAUUUUGGAUCCUCGAGUACUAACUGGUCCUAGUGCAAAACUGCCACCAGCACUGAAGGCUUUGUUGAACCCUAAAUCUCCAAGGCCUGUGAUGACGCUACCCAUAUAUGUCAAAUCUGAUGUGUCUUUGACUUGUAGCCUCUCAAACAUGGUGGUGAGGGUUAAAAAAUCUUUCUUUAGGUUUGGCUGCUCUGAGGCUGACCUUGUUCUUGGUAGUAACUGCAAAAGCAAUGGCAAAGAUGAAGCCACUGGAGACUUGCUCUUUAAUUAUCCUCUGAAUGUUUGUGGUGGUAAAAGAUCAAUGCAUGAGGGCUGUCUGAUGUAUGAGAAUGUUCUCCAUUCCAAACCAGAAAAAGUGCUAGGAGUAAUCCGUAGGAAGCAGCCUGUCAAUAUUGCUCUGAAAUGCUGUUUUUUCAGGUACUACCAUGUAUACAAAGGUGCAGUGCACCCUACCUGGAGUGUCCCCUCUGGUGUGCGGUCCCUUCAUCAUCCUUCUGGCAUGGUUUUGAAGAUAAUGGAUGCUACCUUUUCUAAGCCAUCUGAAGCUAAAUAUCAUUUGGGCCAAGAAAUCCACUUUCAGGCAGUUAGUUACCCCAACAGUACCAGACAAUGGCUCUUCCUUCACUCCUGCUAUGCAACUCCAAAUCCAAAUCCCAAUUCCAGACCACAAUACACUGUAAUUGACAACUAUGGGUGUAUGGUGGAUAGUAAACAGGAAAGCUGCUCCUCCAGAUUUGAGAGGCCAAGGAUGGCUAAUGUCGUCUCCUUUACAGUAUCUGCUUUCCAGUUUAAUGACCACAAGCAGGUUUACUUUCACUGCAAGAUGUUUACAAAGAAAAGCCAAGAUGUGACCAACACUGCCAAGUUCUGCACUUACAACAAAAAACUGGCAAGGUGGCAAGAGCUUGGUGGUCAUGACAGAGUAUGUGAAUGCUGUGACUCGGUCUGUGGCCCUUCAGAAUAUGAAGAAGUUACUGAAAGCCAUGGCCCAGGGGAGGUGGUGGGCGGCCACGACGAGCUCCCAGGGGAGGUGGUGGGCGGCCACGACGAGCUCCCAGGGGAGGUGGUGGGCGGCCACGACGAGCUCCCAGGGGAGGUGGUGGGCGGCCACGACGAGCUCCCAGGGGAGGUGGUGGGCGGCCACGACGAGCUCCCAGGGGAGGUGGUGGGCGGCCACGACUCCAUCCCUGGCAUAGAUGAAUCAAAAGGAUUUUGGCAGUAUUACUGAGGUUCAUCUUGGACAUGAUGCAGACCAAUUGCUACUCUACUAUGCCUCAUGAUGUUAAUGUGUAAUAGCUUUUAAGUUAUCUGAAAACCCUGCCUUAAUGUACAGUCAAUAAAAGGAUUUGUUCCUGC
This is a messenger RNA of Polypterus senegalus (gray bichir), 1626 nucleotides long. RefSeq names its product zona pellucida sperm-binding protein 3-like. Gene Ontology annotation, molecular function: acrosin binding. The transcript is spliced from 9 exons. Gene Ontology annotation, biological process: positive regulation of acrosome reaction; egg coat formation; binding of sperm to zona pellucida. NCBI's taxonomy places the organism in Eukaryota, Metazoa, Chordata, Cladistia, Polypteriformes, Polypteridae. Gene Ontology annotation, cellular component: extracellular matrix. The record is from RefSeq and is a predicted model, not a curated record. Bases 50 to 1498 code for a protein of 482 amino acids.